Messenger RNA from Labeo rohita (rohu), 2305 nucleotides. It is a transcript of the gene asb2b, whose product is annotated as ankyrin repeat and SOCS box containing 2b. Gene Ontology annotation, biological process: intracellular signal transduction. The transcript has 8 exons. NCBI's taxonomy places the organism in Eukaryota, Metazoa, Chordata, Actinopteri, Cypriniformes, Cyprinidae. Gene Ontology annotation, molecular function: protein binding. The coding region runs from base 538 to 2280 and encodes 580 amino acids. The record is from RefSeq and is a predicted model, not a curated record.
CAUUGUCCGCAUCUGAUCCAUGACGGUGACAGUAGGAGACUUAAAACAGUUACACAAAUAUCAUUAUCGCACCAUCUCCAGUGGUUUUAAAGCGGACUGUGGCAGGAAUGAGGACACAUUGUAGCUCUCAAUGAUCUGAACUGGAAGGGUCAGUUCUUGUGUAGCUCUGUAUUUCUCCGUUUACUUCCGAGGAAAGCUCCUGAGGAACCUGAACAAAAGCCCUCGGGCAUUUUACUGCAGGCCAUGACAAUAGACGAGCGACUGCCUCUGAUCUGCUCAAUCAACACGUUUCCCUCAUUUCUCAAUAAUUCCAGUCUGGGUUUAUCCAGUAUUAUCGGAGCUGGUUGAGGGGGUAGUCAAAUAAGGUAAACUCUGUCCUCACGUGUCAAGACGAACCUAAAAUUAAACCAGCGAACAGCUGAGCGCUCGAGUGUGUGUGUGUGUGUGUGUGUGUGUGGACGCCAGUGAGUGACCGAACACACGCGCACACGCACGAGCGUCUUUGUCUGUCCACGCGCGCCGUGUGACAAUAACACGAUGACACGAUUCUCUUAUGCCGAAUACAUCGCCUUAUUUCGAUCAAGUGACACAAAAAGAAAUUCGUCGGCGCAGAAAAGCACAUCAUCCUCCGGACGAGCUGCAGACCGCGACGACGCGCCGACGGACCCGUCAGAAAUGAUUUGUGCAGUCAGAAGAGCACAUGUGCAGCCCGUGAGUGAAGCGUGUGAUUCAGACGACUGGACGGCUCUGCAUGAAGCCGCUCACCGCGGCCAGACGCACUGCGUUCAGGCUCUGCUGAAAGAUCCUCGCGUGUGCGUGGACAAACGCACGCUACAGGAGCAGACGCCGCUGCUGCUCGCCGUUCACGGGCGACACCUGGACUGCGUGAGGAGUCUUCUAGAAGCGGGAGCCGACCCUGAUAUCAACAACAAAAACAAAGAGACGCCUCUUUAUAAAGCGUGUGAGCAGGAGUGCAUCAGCACGGUGAGGCUGCUGCUUGCGUUUGGCGCGACGGUGAAUCAGCGCUGUUAUCGCGGCUGCACCGCACUGCACGAAGCAGCGAGACGAGACAACGCUGAGCUCUGCGAGACGCUCCUGCAGGCCAGAGCCGCCGUCGACGCCCGCAACGCCGAUGACGUCACACCCGCUAUAGAAGCGGCGCGACACGGACGGACACAAACUCUGGCUUACCUGAUCCGGAACGGUGCUGGUGUGAACGUUCAGACGUGUGACGGGAACACGGCGUUAACUGAAGCCUGCAGACACGGACACGGAGAAACCGUGAAGCUUUUGCUCAAACAUCACGCGGAUGCCAACAGAGCCACCGCUGCCGGACUCCUGCCUCUGCAUAUCGCCAGCCAGCACGGACACAAAGAGAUUGUUUCCUUAUUGCUCCCGAUCACCAGCCGGGCGAGGAUUCGACAAAGCGGCAUCUCUCCUCUCCAUCUGGCGGCGGAGCACGACCGGCAGCUCGUUAUGAGUCUGCUGAUCGAGUCGGGAUUUGAUGUCAACAGCAAACUGUCUCACGAGCGCUCAGCCAGGUACCACGACCGCCGCGUUUCGGCUCUGUUCUGCGCCGUCGCUGCCAGGAACACGCAGGCCGCUGCCGUCUUGCUGAAGGCCGGCGCCGAUCCCAACGUAGACCCGUUCAGCCCGCUGCUGUUAGCGGCGCGUCACGGCUGUCUGAAGACCGUGGCUGUGCUGGUGGAGCACGGAGCUCACGUCAACGCUCGCCCGCCCGGCCCGACCGCGGGUUUCCCGGCCGUGCUGCUGUACGCGCAUCAGCUGGACGUCCUGCAGUAUCUGCUGGACAACGGCUGUGACGCUCAGGCCUGCUUUACAUGCGACAGACGUCACAGCGAAGAGGACGCAAACUUCAGAAGUCACGCAAGCCAAAGAAACACAAGCUGCACUAAAACAGAGUUACAGUUUUGUGACUGGAUCUCGUCCUCCUGCUGGAGACAUUCAGCCGGUCAGUUCAUCGAUUUGCUCCUGGACUACGUAGGAAACGUUCAGCUCUGCAGCAGGAUCAGAGACCUCCUUCUGGACAAACAGGAGUGGACGAGCAUCAAGGAGAAAACAUCGUCUCCUCGAGCCCUGAUGCAUCUCUGUCGGCUGAAGAUCCGAGAGCAGCUGGGGACGCAGAGACUGAGAUCGGUUCACUCGCUGCCGCUGCCCGACCGAAUGCUGCGAUACCUGAGCUCCAGAAGCAGCAGCAGAAGCUGCUCCAUUCCUCACUUCCACGGGCACGCUGCCUUCGCUGCAUCGGCGUGCGUUUAGCACGAGACUAGUGAACAACAGCAAC